ACCGUGGACCGUGAACGUGUUGGAUAGAAAAUGUUUGUGGAGUUGCUGGUGCUGCUGUUGACGGUGGCCGUCGUCUGGGACUAUCUGGUGGGUCGGAAACACAGCAAAUACUUUGAUAAGGCCGGCAUCAAGGGGCCCUUCAGAUGGCCCGUCGUGGGCAAUGCUCCAAUGAUGCUUAAGGAGACGCCCAAAACCGUGUUCGACUUGCAGUGGCGCCUGAUCCAGACACAUGGCAAGAACAUACGCUUCCAGAUCCUCCAAGAUCGCGGCUUGAUGACAGCGGACCCGAAGAUGAUCGAGGCGAUCAUGAGCAGCCAGCAGACGAUACAGAAGAAUAACUUAUACGGCCUGCUGGUCAACUGGCUGGGCGACGGUUUGCUGCUGAGCAAGGGCAAGAAAUGGUUCCGCAGGCGCAAGAUUAUCACGCCGGCGUUUCACUUUAAGAUACUCGAACAGUUCGUGGAGGUCUUUGAUCAGCAGAGCGCCAUUAUGGUCAAGAACUUGUACGAUCGUGCGGACGGCAAGACGGUGAUCAAUAUGUUCCCCGUUGCCUGCCUGUGCGCCCUGGACAUCAUCGCUGAGACGGCCAUGGGCGUCAAGGUCAAUGCGCAGCUGCAGCCAAACUUUCCCUACGUGCAGUCGGUGACAACUGCCUCUGCCAUGCUGGCGGAACGUUUCACCAAUCCCGCCCAACGUUUGGACGUCUUCAUGCGGCUCUUCUUUUCCUCUGCGUUCGCCGAGCUUAAUGCGAAUAUAAAAACGAUGCAGGACUUCACGAACGGCGUGAUCAGCGAGCGACGGGAUCUGCUGCAAAAGUCCAUGGCCGAUGGCACGUACGAGGCGUCCAAUGCAGCGUCCCAGGAUGAUGUCGGCCAGAAGCGCCGCAUGGCCCUGCUGGAUGUGCUGCUGCAGUCGACCGUUGAUGGUGCGCCCCUGAGCAAUGAGGACAUACGCGAGGAGGUGGACACGUUCAUGUUCGAGGGCCAUGACACCACCACCAGCAGCAUUGCCUUCACCUGCUAUCUGCUGGCACGCCAUCCGGAGGUGCAGGCGCGCGUCUUUCAGGAGGUGCGCGAUGUCCUCGGCGAUGACAAGAAUGCGCCCGUGAACACCCAGCAGCUGGGCGAGCUCAAGUAUCUGGAGUGUGUGAUCAAGGAGUCGCUGCGCCUGUUUCCCUCGGUGCCCAUUAUCGGACGCCACAUUGUCGAGGACACCGUGCUGGAUGGCAAGCUGAUACCCGGCAACACAGAUGUCAUGAUACUGAUCUACCAUGCUCAACGCGAUCCGGACCACUUCCCCGAGCCGCACAAGUUCGUGCCGGAACGUUUCAGCUCGGAGCGCAAGGGCGAAAUCAAUUCCUUCUCCUACACACCCUUCUCGGCGGGGCCACGCAACUGCAUUGGCCAAAAGUUUGCCAUGCUGGAGAUGAAGAGCACCAUUAGCAAGAUGGUGCGACACUUUGAGCUGCUGCCCCAAGGCGAGGACGUGCAGCUGGUGCUGAAUAUCAUUCUACGCUCCACCACGGGCAUCAAUGUGGGGAUCAAACCGCGCGUCUAUUGAGUGUCCUAGCGCCCAGCUGUUUGUUGCUAUGACUGAAGAUGGGCAGCAGUCAGCUAUCGAUAGCAUGGCAGUGCUGUGCAAUCAUCGAUUUCUUGUUAGUUUCUAAGCCGAUUCGCAUUGUAAAUAUUCCAAUAAAAGCAAAUCUUUCAUCCA
Messenger RNA from Drosophila guanche, 1713 nucleotides. It is a transcript of the gene Cyp4d14, whose product is annotated as probable cytochrome P450 4d14. Gene Ontology annotation, molecular function: heme binding; monooxygenase activity; iron ion binding. The transcript is spliced from 4 exons. Bases 31 to 1560 code for a protein of 509 amino acids. The record is from RefSeq and is a predicted model, not a curated record. Lineage: Eukaryota; Metazoa; Arthropoda; Insecta; Diptera; Drosophilidae.